Molecule: messenger RNA, 1017 nt
Organism: Schizosaccharomyces osmophilus
Lineage: Eukaryota; Fungi; Ascomycota; Schizosaccharomycetes; Schizosaccharomycetales; Schizosaccharomycetaceae
Gene: gmh1
Product: alpha-1,2-galactosyltransferase Gmh1
Exons: 1
Coding region: 1-1017 (338 amino acids)
Biological process (GO): protein N-linked glycosylation
Cellular component (GO): Golgi membrane
Molecular function (GO): glycosyltransferase activity
Source: RefSeq, a predicted model, not a curated record
AUGGUUUCAAGUGUUUGGUUAUCUAAAAAGCUGCUUUUCAUUGUUGCCGCUGCUAUUAUCACCGGUGUCUUCUUAUUUUUCAACAAUUUGUACAAGAUUGAUCUUUCUUUACUCAAUUUCCCAUCUCCUCUCAUUUCAAAUGACUUAAAUUGUUCUGCACCGUCUAAUUAUGUUAGACCUCCGCCGAGAAUCGCACCAGCGGACAAGAACUCGUAUGGGCAAGCUACAACCCUUCAUAAAGCUUUCAUUGAUGAAGAUGACACUCAAGAAAUUAAAUCGCAUGAAAUUGUUUUGCUUCUAGGAAGCAAUGGAAACACGGGCUCCUUUGACCCUUCCAUCAUGGAUGAUGUUUUCGCCAAUCGUCUUCGAUAUGUCAAAGAGCACAAUUACAACUUUGAGUUUGUCAAUUUCACCGGUAUCAACAUGCCCGCUGUUUGGGGCAAGAUGCCAAGCGUGAUUCAAAUGAUGGAGAAGUAUCCGAAUGCUAAAUGGAUUUGGUGGUUGGACCAAGAUGCUUUGAUCAUGAAUAACAAUCAGUCUUUACAAAAUUUGUUUUUGUCUACCGAAAAACUCAAGUCUUCUUUGUUGACUGAUCAACCAUUAUGGAGUCAGAUCAUAACUCAGGACAAAAGACGUACUCCCUCAAUUUAUAGUGAUGAGAUGAUUGAAAACAUUGAGUAUUUGAUUUCUGAGGACCACAAUGGUGUAAAUGCUGGAAGCUUCCUCGUUAAAAAUACGGAAACAAUGGCUCUGUUUAUGGAUUUACUGACAGAGCCUACUCUUGUCGAUUAUAAGGUCGUACGCCAUGAGCAAGAUCUUAUUGGAUUAAUGAUUCAUCGCCAUCCUCAGCUUGCCGCCAAGUUUGGUAUCUUACCUCAAAGAUAUUUAAACGCCUAUCCACAUGCUCCUCCUGAGAUGGAAUAUCAUCCUGGUGACCUGUUGGUGCACUUUGCUGGAUGCUGGGUUGAGAAUAAGUGUAUGACACUUUGGGAAGAAUUCAAACAGAAAUUGGAGUAA